AUGUGGCCAUUUGCGACAUCAAAAUACCCAUCGAUCGUGCUCUACUUCUACGAUGCCUGGCUCAUGAACGUCGCUAACCCAUAUUUCUGGCGUUGCUCGACAAAGGAUGUGCUAGUACCUCUUCACCAACGCAACAUUGGGGUUCAUCACUGUGAUAUAGGAUGUGGCACCGGAUACUAUCUUGUCCAUCAAAAGUACCCUAGCCCUAACACAACGAUCACGCUCCUCGACCUCGAGAGCACCCCUCUAUCAAUAACGCGUUCACGUCUUUACAAAUCGCACCCUACAGUGACAGUUCAUCCCCACCAACAUGACAUACUAUCUGUUGAACAUAUCCCUCCACCUCCAACCUCGUCUGAGUGCACGACAUAUGAUUCAAUAUCCUUAACUUACCUCAUUCACACCCUUUCAGUCCGCCCAGAAGACAAGGUAAAGGUUUUCUCAAAGGCCAAGGCCGCGAUCAACCCCUCUGGCGUGGUCUUCGGCGCGACCGUCCUUGGGCACGGUCCGUGGCAUAGCUGGGCGGGUCGCCUCCUGCUCCGUUUUUUGAAUUGGGAGGAGCGACUAAGUAAUUUCGAUGAUAACGUGGAGGUCUUGAUGAAGGGGCUUCGGGACAAUUUCAAGGAUGUGAAGGCGGAUGUUGUUGGCUCAAUUUUGGUUUUUGAGGCUAAACAGCCGAUAUAG
Molecule: messenger RNA, 684 nt
Organism: Aspergillus pseudonomiae
Lineage: Eukaryota; Fungi; Ascomycota; Eurotiomycetes; Eurotiales; Aspergillaceae
Product: class I SAM-dependent methyltransferase
Exons: 2
Coding region: 1-684 (227 amino acids)
Source: RefSeq, a predicted model, not a curated record